AUGCAUCUACAUCUUCAUCUUGGCGAGUGUGUUCAUGACUUUGGGCCAAUUUAUGCUUUCUGGUUAUUCAAUUUCGAGAGAUACAAUGGUUUGUUGAAGAAUAUCGAAACAAAUCAAAAAGGCGGCUUCGAAUCAACAAUGAUGAAGAGAUUUUUGGAGAGAACAUACAUUGGCAGCUUCAUACAAUCUUUCGUCAACCAUCUUCCCCAGUUCGCAAUUGACUUUCUGCAUCGCAUUUCAAAUAGUUAA
Messenger RNA from Phycomyces blakesleeanus NRRL 1555(-), 249 nucleotides. RefSeq lists its product as hypothetical. The transcript has a single exon. The record is from RefSeq and is a predicted model, not a curated record. The coding region runs from base 1 to 249 and encodes 82 amino acids. NCBI's taxonomy places the organism in Eukaryota, Fungi, Mucoromycota, Mucoromycetes, Mucorales, Phycomycetaceae.